AUGGACCUUACCUGCAAAUACACGUACAAGCCAUGCAUGAACCCGCGCACGACCAAGCGCAACGGUGAGCCCCACACGCUGUGCGAGUACCACCGGACAAAAGCCAACUCGAUCCAGCGCGCGUAUGCGACCAAGAAGCGCCAAAUGCAAGGCAAGGCCAAGGAAGCCGCGGCCGUGGCCGCGCUUUCGCCCGUCGCGUCGCCGCCGCUCAGUGAGGAGCUCGGCGUAGAAGAAUUCGACUUUUUACACGCGCUGCUUCGCGACGACAGCGCAUUGGUCGACUUUGGCGACCUUGCCAUGACCCACGAAGAGUUUGUGAUGCUCGACGAGCUCUUUUGAGCGCACAAGACGCGCUGAUAGUUAGUUGUUAGGAAAUAGCGUUAGUCAUCAUCAAUGUGCUCUAUUUUGUUGUCGA
Messenger RNA from Saprolegnia parasitica CBS 223.65, 415 nucleotides. RefSeq lists its product as hypothetical. Bases 1 to 339 code for a protein of 112 amino acids. The record is from RefSeq and is a predicted model, not a curated record. The transcript has a single exon. NCBI's taxonomy places the organism in Eukaryota, Oomycota, Saprolegniomycetes, Saprolegniales, Saprolegniaceae.